Messenger RNA from Leptosomus discolor (cuckoo roller), 1263 nucleotides. The record is from RefSeq and is a predicted model, not a curated record. NCBI's taxonomy places the organism in Eukaryota, Metazoa, Chordata, Aves, Leptosomiformes, Leptosomidae.
AUUUCCAGAAACACCCUGGGUGCAGCAUUUGUUGCUACAAGAAACAUCCAUGCCUCCAAACCAUGCUUUCAGAAAACUGGUACUGCUGAGGUAUCCUCUAUUCUUGAGGAACGUAUUUUGGGAGCUGACACCUCUGCUGAACUUGAGGAGACUGGCCGGGUGCUCUCAAUUGGUGAUGGUAUUGCCCGUGUGUACGGCCUGAGGAAUGUCCAAGCAGAAGAAAUGGUUGAAUUCUCUUCCGGACUGAAGGGUAUGUCCUUGAAUUUGGAGCCCGACAAUGUUGGUGUUGUCGUGUUUGGUAAUGACAGACUGAUCAAGGAGGGGGAUGUCGUGAAGAGGACUGGUGCCAUUGUGGAUGUUCCAGUGGGGGAAGAGCUGCUGGGCCGCGUUGUAGAUGCCCUGGGCAAUCCAAUUGAUGGGAAGGGUCCUAUUACAUCUAAGACACGUAGAAGAGUUGGCUUAAAGGCCCCCGGGAUCAUUCCCAGAAUCUCUGUCCGUGAACCAAUGCAGACUGGUAUUAAGGCUGUGGACAGCUUGGUGCCAAUCGGUCGUGGCCAGCGUGAGCUGAUCAUUGGUGACAGACAGACCGGGAAAACUUCAAUUGCAAUUGACACGAUAAUCAACCAGAAACGAUUUAAUGAUGGAACAGAUGAGAAAAAGAAGCUGUACUGUAUCUAUGUUGCAAUUGGCCAGAAGAGAUCGACCGUUGCUCAGCUGGUGAAGAGGCUCACUGAUGCAGAUGCCAUGAAGUACACUAUUGUGGUGUCUGCCACAGCAUCCGAUGCAGCACCCCUUCAGUAUCUGGCUCCCUAUUCAGGCUGCUCCAUGGGGGAAUACUUCAGAGACAACGGAAAACACGCGUUAAUCAUCUAUGACGAUUUAUCCAAACAGGCUGUUGCCUAUCGUCAGAUGUCUCUGCUGCUGCGUCGUCCGCCCGGUCGCGAAGCCUACCCAGGUGAUGUGUUCUACCUGCACUCUCGUCUGCUGGAGAGAGCAGCCAAAAUGAAUGACUCCUUUGGGGGCGGCUCUCUGACCGCCUUGCCUGUCAUUGAAACUCAGGCUGGUGACGUGUCUGCUUACAUUCCAACCAAUGUCAUCUCCAUCACUGAUGGACAGAUCUUCUUGGAAACUGAGUUGUUCUACAAAGGUAUCCGUCCAGCCAUCAAUGUCGGUUUGUCCGUGUCCCGUGUAGGUUCUGCUGCUCAGACCAGGGCCAUGAAGCAGGUAAGCACAGAACACCUGCUCCUCCUCCGCUAUAGAGAA